CACUAUCGAAGAAUGGAGAACCAUUGCUUUUGAAUUUGAAAAAGAAUGGAACUAUCCUAACUGUGUAGGGGCAGUUGAUGUAUGGUUCUUAUGGCAAUAUGCGAUGCCAAGUACUGUUUCACGAUGGUCGAUAUAGGAAGUUAUGGCAGAGAUAACGAUGCGUCUAUAUUCAAUGAAAGUGAAAUAUACAACGCUUUUCAAAAUAAUUUAUUAAAUCUUCCUGAACACAAAACAACAUCAUCGAAAUCGAAACUUCCACCAGUUUUAAUUGGAGAUGACAUUUUCGCUUUGAAACCCUGGCUCACGAAACCAUUUCCUCUUAAAUAUCUAUCAUUUGAAGAAAGAAUAUAUAACUAUCGUCUAUCAAGAGCAAGAAGAACAAUUGAAAAUACAUUUGGUAUUCUUGCAGCAAAAUGGAGAAUAUUUCGACGACCAAUAAAAGCUAAACCCACAAAAAUUGAAAGAAUAAUUAAAGCUACUGUUUGUUUACACAACUACCUACGUUUAACAGAUGGCCCAAAAUAUACUCCUUCUGGUUUUGUUGAUUGUGAAUCGAAUUCAGGUGAAAUAAUACCUGGAGAUUGGAGAAAGGAGAUAAUUAGUAGUUCAACUUUUCAACCUUUACAGAAAUCUAGAAGUAACCGCUCAACAAAUGAUGCUAAUUUGAUUCUUUUGCUGAAUAUUUUACUAGCACUGAAGGAGAAUUAUCAUGGCAGAAAGAUUAUGUUACGUCGUGUGGACACAACCCUGUCAAUAAAAGAAUUUUUUUCAAUAAUAUCUGAACAAUUUGAAUGAACAUUUUCAAAAACUUAUAGAUAACUUUGUGUUUUUAAUAAAUAUUAAUAUACUGUAAUUGAAAAAAAUAAAAUGUUUAAUUUCCCGAAA
Messenger RNA from Hydractinia symbiolongicarpus, 885 nucleotides. RefSeq lists its product as uncharacterized. Bases 82 to 795 code for a protein of 237 amino acids. The transcript is spliced from 2 exons. Lineage: Eukaryota; Metazoa; Cnidaria; Hydrozoa; Anthoathecata; Hydractiniidae. The record is from RefSeq and is a predicted model, not a curated record.